Molecule: messenger RNA, 1557 nt
Organism: Paramecium octaurelia
Lineage: Eukaryota; Ciliophora; Oligohymenophorea; Peniculida; Parameciidae
Source: the annotation of a GenBank genome assembly
AUGAUAUUGAAUAAAUUAAAAUAACAACAUUUUUGGUACAUCAAUAAAAAUUGGAGGAUAAAAAAUCAAAUUCUAAUCAUACAAAUCGUGAGUUCAAUUUUUGUAUUUAUAUUAUUAGCCUCUUCCAUAAUCAUUAGUUAAUUAAUUGUUUAGAAAUCAAUAGAAGAAUCAUCUGAAAAAAUAUUUGUCAAAUAAACCUUGCAAUAAUUGAAUAGUGUUUGGUUGCAUAAAAAUAAUCUUUAAUACUUAAUUAGGUCUGCUUCUUAACAAAUUUAAAUUGUCUAAUCAUUUAAUAAGUUUAUUGAAAAAACUAGUAUUAUAACAAUGAUGCCUUUGUAAUGUUUGAAUAAACCUAAUACUAAUGAUUCAUAUUGCUAUAAUUCAUCAAAUUGUUUUGGGCUAUUCGGAGAUUGGUUUAAUCAAACUCAUCUUGAUCAGCUAAGUUACGUAUUUGCAGUAACCUCCUUGCUUACACAAUUUAGGACUGCUUUGGAUAAUACAUAAGCCUUAUAUUUUAGUCAUGCCAACCAGGCAUAAUUUUACACUAUAAAUUAAGGCUUCUACUUUAACUCUGGAUUCAAACCACACCAAAGGCCAUGGUACUUGUAUCAUCUCAAUUACACAUUAAAUGUCAUUAAUAAGAGCAAUUUAAUUGUGUACGGAAAACCAUAUGAAAUUUUUCCAGGAGGUAUAAGAAUCCCUAUAACUUCUAAUUUACUUAAUAUAGAUGAAGGAUUUGAAGGAGUAAUUGCUAAAGAUAUUGACUUUAAUUAAACUUCAGCAUUCAAACUUUUGGAUUAAGAAACUACAUUAAUAGUAAUUAAUUGUUAUGGUUAAGUAAUUUAUAGUAGACUUUACGAUUAGUUAAAUCAAUCAUUAUAUUCUAUAUCUGAUGAAACUUAUACGGGUUUCAAUGAAACAGAUUUUCAAUAGAUAAUGAAUUAUCAUAAUCAUAAAAACUUUUCAAAUAGUUGCAAUUUGAUUCUAGAAUAGGAUAAUGUCUUAUGUAGAUAUAAUUCUAAAUUAGAUGAUUUUUGCAUCAUUUAAACAGCAUAAAUUGCUCAUACUCCCUACAUUUUAGUAUUAUUCUAGGAUUCUAAAAAUAUCAAAAUAUUAUAAGAAGAAUAAUACAGCUUGAUAAAUCACGAAUAAAAGGAAAUUACAUAGCAAAGUAUUAUUAUGUAUUUGCUAUUAACUUUAUUUAUUAUUUUGAUUGCAUAAUUUAUGUCAAGCAUAAUGCUGAAAUAGUUAAAUUUAUUGAUAUGCUAUACAAAAUAUAACAUUUACGAUAAUAGGGUAUUCAAUUUAUGUAAGAUUACAAAUUUAAAAUAAAAAUAUUUGAUUCAAUCUCAAGAAAUAACAAAUUUAUAUUAUAGUGUUGUUGAAUUGAUUCAUCAUCGAAGACCUUCAAAAAAAAAUAAGUUAUGUUCUUCCGAAGAAGAUAAGUAGUAGUACCCUUAAUCAAGAAAACUCAAAAGAAUUAAACAAAUAAAAGAAUUAGUAAAUUAAAUUGAAGAUUAGUAAUUACGAAGUGAAUAAGAAAUUCUAUUACCAUGA